AUGCCCAAGGUCCAGCCCAACCUCUACGCCUUCCGCAACGUCGACUCUCUGGCGACGGCCCUCCGCGGUUACGUUGCACAGAGCCAAGACGCCGGCUUCUCACGUCACGACUCGUUCAAAGUCGCCGUGUCGGGCGGCUCCCUACCCAGAAUUCUCGCACAGGCUCUCCUCUCCCCGUCAACUGGUCCCAAGGAUGUCAUCGACUUCGCCAAGUGGGAGAUAUUCUUCGCCGACGAGCGUGCUGUGCCUCUCGACCACGCCGACUCCAACUACGGCCUCCUCAAGUCCGAGCUUCUCGACAAGAUUCCCGCCGACCAGCGACCUACCGUCCGUCCCAUAGACACCACCUAUCUCAGCGAUACCCAGGAACUCGCCGACCAGUAUGAAAAGACCCUCGUCGGCAGCUUUGCGAGCCGCGACUCUGUUCGCCUCCCCAUCUUCGACCUCAUCCUCCUGGGCUGCGGCCCCGAUGGUCACACCUGCUCCCUGUUUCCUGGCCAUCCUCUGCUCCGCGAAACGGAUGCCUGGGUCGCCGCCAUCGAAGACUCUCCCAAGCCCCCGCCCAAGAGGAUCACUCUCACUCUACCUGUUGUUACCCACGCCGUUCGCGUAGCAUUUGUCGCUACAGGCGGUGGAAAGAAGGACAUCAUGAAACAAAUCUUCGACUCCCUCGAGUCCACCCUGCCCUGCUCACUGGUCAACGAGGCAUCCGGCGACAGAUGCAGCUGGUUUGUGGACGAGCCUGCUGUCGAGGGUGUCGCAUUUCCCAGAAACGCCUUCCUGUAG
This is a messenger RNA of Metarhizium album ARSEF 1941, 786 nucleotides long. RefSeq names its product 6-phosphogluconolactonase, DevB-type. The record is from RefSeq and is a predicted model, not a curated record. The coding region runs from base 1 to 786 and encodes 261 amino acids. Gene Ontology annotation, biological process: pentose-phosphate shunt; carbohydrate metabolic process. Lineage: Eukaryota; Fungi; Ascomycota; Sordariomycetes; Hypocreales; Clavicipitaceae. The transcript has a single exon. Gene Ontology annotation, molecular function: 6-phosphogluconolactonase activity.